CAAAUAGGCCUUACAUACAAAAUGAAGAUAUAUAUUCCCAUGCUUAAAUUAGAACAACUUGGAUAUGAAAUAUUAUCUUGUUGACUAUCUUUUGACUUCAGUUCAUUUUUCACUCCUUUCAUUCCAAGACGUUACCUAUAUCAUCUAUACACCACGGGAACAAUGAUUCGUCAAGCAUUGGUUAUAGCUGUUUUAUUCCUGGUAAAUUAUUGCAACGGAUCCUCUCUCCAGCUGAAACCGUAUGCCGAUACAGCAAUCGUGAUGUUUUUACACAGUGAUUUAGACCAGGAUGGACAUCUUAAUAUGUCAGAAAUACGUGAAACAUUCGUAAAAUACGACUUAAACGGAGAUGGAUUUGAGACAAGAUACGAGUAUACUGAAUUCAUUUGCAACACAACCCCUUCGUUAUAUCCACUGUCGCAUUAUCUCUUUGACGAGUACAAUCUCAAUAAUGACCACGUCCUCACAGAUGAAGAUUAUGUCGCCAUGUUUGACAACAUGAAUCCAAAUAAGGAUGAUUACAUAACACCAGCUGAAUUCAUUGCCUACUGGGAAAAUAUUUUGCCAAAGUACGAAAAUAUCGAGUUGCAUGAAGAAACAUGGAGUCACGGUGCCUCCGCCUGUCACCCAACAAAUACAGCUCCAUAAUCUCUCUGGAAUUUCGUCGCUGUGAAUUAUCUAUUUCAAUUUAUUUACUGAUAAUAAAUGUCAUAGUGUUUAGAAAA
Molecule: messenger RNA, 725 nt
Organism: Ruditapes philippinarum (Manila clam)
Lineage: Eukaryota; Metazoa; Mollusca; Bivalvia; Venerida; Veneridae
Exons: 6
Coding region: 163-648 (161 amino acids)
Molecular function (GO): calcium ion binding
Source: RefSeq, a predicted model, not a curated record